Aspergillus melleus is the source of this 579-nucleotide messenger RNA. Its product is annotated as DUF3237 domain-containing protein. Bases 1 to 579 code for a protein of 192 amino acids. The transcript has 4 exons. The record is from RefSeq and is a predicted model, not a curated record. Lineage: Eukaryota; Fungi; Ascomycota; Eurotiomycetes; Eurotiales; Aspergillaceae.
AUGCUGUUCAAAGUCAAUUCCAGAUCCCUCCUAUGGACUUUCCUUCAAGUUGUUCUUGCAUUAUGCUUGCUGCAACCCACGUUAAUCGCGCCCGUAGCAGCAGUCUCUAGCACCCAACCAUCCGCCCCGGGAUUGUCAUUCCUCUACACGGCCUAUGUAGAAUGCAAGGGCAACUUGAUGGAAGAGCACGGUCCCCACGGAGUCCGCAAAGCCAUCCCUAUUGUCGGAGGCAACUUCACUGGACCUAGACUUUCUGGUGAAAUCAGGGACCUGGGUGCCGAUUGGGGUACCAUUGAUCCCAAAACCAAUGUAUUCUCCGCAGACACUCGGUACAACUUGAAGACCCACGAUGGCGCGGAUAUCUUCAUCCAAACAUCGGGCCCGAUGUCUCCCUCUGGCCAGCUGCACCUGCGAUUAAUCUUCGAGACUGGGAGUGAGGAGUAUUAUUGGUUGAAUAACAUCGUUGCCAUCGGUAUUUUGACGCCCGUCGAGCGAUCGGACGAUGGUUCGGUGCUUCGGAUCGAUGCUUGGAAUUUUGCUUCGGACUGGAAUUCGACGUCUUUUGUCGGUAGCACUUGA